Endocarpon pusillum Z07020 is the source of this 729-nucleotide messenger RNA. RefSeq lists its product as uncharacterized. Gene Ontology annotation, cellular component: nucleus. NCBI's taxonomy places the organism in Eukaryota, Fungi, Ascomycota, Eurotiomycetes, Verrucariales, Verrucariaceae. The coding region runs from base 1 to 729 and encodes 242 amino acids. The record is from RefSeq and is a predicted model, not a curated record. The transcript is spliced from 2 exons.
AUGUCGUCCGGCUUCGUGUCGGCAGGCUCAGAGGGGACCCAACCUCGUAAUGAUGAUGACUGGCAUAAGGCACGGCUAGCCAUAGAAGAGACUCGUAGGCCGAGACAAGAAGCCAACACCCAGGAGGGCGGCAAGAGUCUCUACGAGGUCCUUCAGCAGAACAAAACUGCUAAACAAGAAGAAUUUGAAGAAAAGAAUCGCUUGAAAAAUCAAUUUAGGUCUCUUGAUGAUGAUGAAGCCGACUUUCUGGAUAGCGUUCUGGAGAGCACAAGAGCUAAGGAGGCUCAGGUGAAGAAGGAGACCGCCGAACAGCUUGAUACCUUUCGCAAACAACGAGAAGCUGCCGAGGAUGUACUUUUUGGAGGAAAUGCUGCCAUCGAGAAGAGUGACACCAGAGACAAGCCACUGGCCACAGAGGAGUCGUGGUCCGCUUCCUCGCGCAAGAGGCGUCGUGUAAAACAAAAAGAUGAUGAAGGAAGCGGCAAGCUUCGAAAGAAGUCCUACACUACAGAGAGUCCUCGGACCAGGCUGGUCGGCUCGGAAGGGCUGCAUACCACAGCUACUGGUGGAGGGGCCAUUGAAAUUACUUCAAGCGACAACAUCAAACAUGGCACUGGCUCAGCGAAGUCGGAGCCGGCAGACGUCAAUCCCUCAAGGACGUCAAUCACCCCAGCACCAAUUACUCCAGCUACCCUAGGACUAGGUGCUUACAGCUCAGAUGACGAUUGA